Messenger RNA from Equus quagga, 2962 nucleotides. It is a transcript of the gene VSIG10L, whose product is annotated as V-set and immunoglobulin domain containing 10 like. The record is from RefSeq and is a predicted model, not a curated record. Bases 83 to 2713 code for a protein of 876 amino acids. The transcript is spliced from 10 exons. NCBI's taxonomy places the organism in Eukaryota, Metazoa, Chordata, Mammalia, Perissodactyla, Equidae.
GACCCAGGAGGUAGGAGGGACAGGGAGGGACAGGUGCUGGCUCUGGGUCUCCUCCAGUGUCCUCCCGGGUGCGGCCAGCACCAUGGACACCUCACGGGCUCUGCUGCUCCUCCUGCUCCUGGCCUCUGGAGGAGGGGUCCUCGCCCUCAGAACCUCUUCUGGAGUUCAGCGGACCGAUUUCUCCUCGGACUCAGAAGGCUCUUCCCGGGGCCCGGGUUCAAAACUUCCCACCAUCAAACCCCCCAGCUGGAAAUUUCCGGAUCGGUCUCCAGAUUCAAAAGCCUCGGCUGAUAUUCCCCAUGCCGAAUGGGUUCCCGGGGCCCUGAAUUCGAGCUACGUGCCUGGGUCCUUCUGGUCAAAUGUUUCUGCUGAGGCCCGAAAUUUGACCCUGGAUCCCACCUUCUCUGAAACCCCCGCCCCUGAAGUAUCUUCUGAUGUCUCGGGUUCUCAAGUUCCUGCCAAAGACACGGAGCCUUCCUUCUCUGUUAAGACCCCAGCUGCAAACAUUUCUGCUCAAGAUACUAAAGUACCUGUUGAGGCUGCAGUUUCAACGUCCUCCCCCGGGGAUCUGGAUCUUGACUUCUCCGCCCAGAGCCCCGAAUCUAAACUUGCUGCGGAGGCCCGUCCAGCCUCCAGCUUCUCCCAGCAGGUGGGGGGGCCUCUCUCAGUGCUGGUGGGGGCCACCAUCCAGCUGCCCCUGGUUCCAGUCCCCAGCCCUGGACCCCCUGCUCCUCUGGUGGUCUGGCGCAGGGGCUCCAAGGUGCUGGCAGCAGGGGGCCUGGGGCCAGGGGCCCCUCUGAUCAGCCUGGACCCGGCAAACCGAGGCCGCCUACGAUUUGACCAGGCCCGAGGGGGUCUGGAACUCACUUCUGCCCAGCUAGAGGAUGCCGGGGUGUACACGGCUGAAGUCAUCCGUGCCGGAGUCUCCCGGGAGAUUCGGGAGUUCACGGUGGGUGUGUAUGAGCCCCUGCCCCAGCUGUCGGUGCAGCCCAAGACCCCGGAGACAGAGGAGGGGGCGGCCGAGCUCCGGCUGCGCUGCGUUGGGUGGGGACCGGGUCGCGGGGAGCUGAGCUGGAGCCGGGACGGGCGCGCCCUGGAGGCUGCGGAUCCUGCGGGAGCCGAGCCGCCCCGGGUCCGGGCAGAGGGCAACCAGCUGCUCAUCUCGCGCCCGGUGCGCAGCGACCACGCCCGCUACACGUGCCGAGUCCGCAGCCCCUUCGGCCACAGGGAGGCCUCGGCCGACGUCAGCGUCUUCUACGGCCCGGACCCGCCGGUCAUCACGGUCUCCUCGGACCGCAACGCCGCCCCCGCCCUCUAUGUCACCGCGGGUAGCAACGUGACCCUGCGCUGCUCCGCCGCCUCGCGGCCUCCCGCCAACAUCGCGUGGAGCUUGGCCGACCCGGCCGAGGCCGCGGUGCCCGCGGGCCCGCGCCUCCUGCUGCCUGCGGUCCGGCAGGGCCACGCCGGCGCCUACGCCUGCCUCGCCGCGAACCCGCGCACCGGCCGCCGGCGCCGCUCGCUGUUCAACCUCACGGUAGCAGAUCUGCCCCCUGGCGUCCCACAGUGCUCAGUCGAAGGGGGUCCCGGGGACCGCAGCCUCCGCUUCCGCUGCUCGUGGCCCGGUGGGGUCCCUGCCGCCUCCCUGCAGUUCCAGGGUCUCCCCGAAGGUGUCCGCGCGGGCCCGGUACCCUCUGCGCUCCUGGCCGUUGUCCCCGCUCACCCCCGGCUCAGCGGCGUUCCCGUCACCUGCCACGCUCACCACCUGGUGACCACACGCACCUGCACCGUCACGCCAGAGGCCCCUCGAGAGGUGCUGCUGCAUCCGAUGGUGGCAGAGACACGGUCAGGGGAGGCAGAGGUGGCGCUGGAGGCCUCUGGCUGUCUCCCACCUUCGCGAGCAUCCUGGGCCCGGGAAGGGCGCCCCCUGGCCCCGGGAGGUGGGGGACGCCUGCGGCUCAGUCAAGAUGGGCGGAGGCUCCUCAUUGGCAACUUCAGCCUGGAUUGGGACCUGGGAAAUUACUCCGUGUUGUGCAGUGGGGCGCUGGGUGCUGGGGGCGACCAGAUCACUCUCACUGGACCCUCCAUCUCCUCAUGGAGGCUGCAGAGAGCCCGCGAUGCGGCAGUGCUCACUUGGGACGUGGAGCGCGGGGCCCUGAUCAGCGGUUUUGAGAUCCAGGCACAGUCAGAGCAGCCUGACCUGGGCAGAGCUACCCUCUACAAGGACUGGGUCUCCCUGCUCAUCCUGGGGCCCUGGGAGCGGUCAGCCGUGGUGCCCCUCCCUUCUCAGAGCCCCAGGACCUGGGUCUUGCGUAUCCUGCCCACCCUGGGGGGCCAGCCAGGGACCCCAUCGCAAAGCCGAGUCUACAGGGCCGGCCCCACCCUGAGCCCCGGGGCCAUCGCUGGCAUCGUCCUGGGCUCCCUACUGGGCCUGGCGCUCCUGGCAGCACUUCUCCUCCUGUGCAUCUGCUGCCUGUGCCGCUUUCGGGGAGAGGCUCCUAAGAAAAAGAAGUGUCCCCCGGCGUUGACCCCUGUGGUCCCCCUACCUGAAAAGAAGAUGCAGAGUGUGACCCCAGUGCGGACCCCACAGCCUCUGCCCCUCAAAGUCCCGCUAGAGGACUCUAGCCCAACCAGGGCCCACCAAGUCACCGACCCCAGUCCAGUCAUCACUGCAGGUGGGGGCCGGAAGACUGUUCGAACAGCCACGCAGGUGUGACCAGGGCUGGCUGCCCACUCCGUGCAGGACUUUUGGGGUGGGACUUCCUGUUUUGCCCCCUGCAGCAGGCAGGGCCUUCCUGUCCUGCUACCACUAAGGGUUGGCGCCAGAAGUGGGACUUCCUGGCUGCCUCUCAGCGCAGAGAAAGACUCUACCUGAAUUUGUGCAACUAAGGAGAUGGGACUCCUGGGCUGGGAGAGACUCCUGCCCAUCUAACAGUGUGGUCUGCACAACCUCAAGCCAUGCCGG